Messenger RNA from Mya arenaria, 4386 nucleotides. RefSeq lists its product as uncharacterized. Bases 10 to 4386 code for a protein of 1458 amino acids. The record is from RefSeq and is a predicted model, not a curated record. Lineage: Eukaryota; Metazoa; Mollusca; Bivalvia; Myida; Myidae. The transcript is spliced from 2 exons.
CCUUUAAUCAUGGAAUUAAAGCCUUCAGAAAUAUAUUAUUCCCAGGAUUCCAUAAACAAUGUUUUUGGCCAAAGAUGUGAACAUAGCCACAAACUCAUUGGAGAAACUUUGGAUGAUAUUUGUGAAGAGAGAUGCAGCGUCUUCAAAAUACCUCUAAUUUUCGUGAAGUCAGUACGCCAAAAAUGGAUAACAGCGGACAAUCGUCGACUGUGGGUGUUUAAACACCUAGAGCGUCUCGGGAAAAUAGAAACGAUCAACGUGCGUCUAACCAGAUACAUACCAAAACAGAAAAUGAAUUCAAAAAACGGUGGAGUGUCUAUUAAAGUGAGAGGAUCCCCAGGUGGGAGCUGGUAUUUGAAACCCGAUAAACUAAUUACAUCUGAGCCAGAGGCACAUAAGACUAACAUACUUAAAGAACAGUCAGUGAGUGUUUCAAAUGAUCUGCGACACCGUCGUCCGACAUUAGCUUGGUCUGAAUCACAUGAUAGUGAAGAUGAAAUAAAGUCAUCCAGCUGUAUGCCAUUGUCUGAAACGGCCAUUAUUACUCGCAAAGAACGAUAUGUCGUUACCGGUCAAAAUAUGCAGAUACCUUAUGAAACGGGUAAAGAGACACAAACGAUUCAACGAGCAGCUUCAUCAAUUUAUCAUAUGUCUCCGUCGAACGCUGUAAAUCAAACUAUAAUUCAAGGGCAUAGACCAGUAUAUGAGACAGAUACUUUGAAAUCACAGAGUUCAGCUGCUAGUGAUGAGGUACUACGAAAAGCAACAACACGCCAGGUAAAAGGUUUAAGAAAAACAACUGAAUUUCCAACCCAAUUUCUCGACCAAAACUCCGAUAGCAAUGAUGAACUUAUACAACCUACCCUCACCAUCACGCAAAACACUGACAACUGCGGCAGAAGGUCUGUGAGACAUUCCUCGUUAGCAAACAACUCCGAACAUGACGAACAACUGAUAGAACGUAUUCGCGCAAUUGCUUUAGACAACGACAGCCACCACAGAAGGGCUGUUAAAAGAUCUUCAACAGAAAGCCAAUCCGAAAGAGAAGAUGAAAGCCUUUUCAGAAGGACUAUGAAAGAUUUCCCGACAGCCAGACAAUCUGUACAAGACGAAUCACUUAAACAACGUAACACUGCCGCUGUCAUAGCCCGAGAAAUCGAUAGACACGACAGCAGAGAUGUUCCACGAACCUCUGCAGCAACCAAAUCCGUACAGGACGAAUCUUUUAUAUCGAGUACCAGGGCAAUCUAUAAAGACGACUACAACAACGUCAAAGCCGACAGACAUGGCAUCGGGGCUGUUACACAAUCCUAUGCAGAAAGCAAAUCCAGACACGACGAAUCACGUAUACCGAGUACCCACACUAUCGUUCGAGAUUCCCCCAACCACGACAAAUAUAGAGGGGCUGUUAAACAAUCCUCGGCAGAAAGUCAUUCCGUACAGGAUAAAACAUUUAUAAAGAAUACCCGCCCAAAUCAACGAAAAAACGAAAGCUUAAUCAAAAUCAGUGUUAAACAAUCAUUGACAGCAAGCAAAUCCGUGUAUGAUUCACCUACAAAACAUACACACGUUGUCGACCAAGAUACCGGCAGACACCACAUAAAGACUGGUAAACAACAAUCGGCAGCAGGCCUUUCCGUAUAUGACGUUUCACCUUCACAACAUGCACGCGAUGUCAACCACGAUACUGACAUACAUAACAGAAAGGCUUUUAAGCAAAAAUUGGCGCAAUGCCAAUCGAUACAGGGCGAUACGCCUAUACAACAUACACACGCUGUCGACCAAGAUACCGAAGGACACUACAAAAAUACUGAUAAACAAUCAUUGACGGCAAGCCCUUCUGUACAGGACGAUUCACAUAAACAACUUACACGAGUAAUCUACCAUAUUACCGACAGACACCACCAAAAGAAUGUUGAACAUUCUUUGGCAGCAGAUCAAUUCGUGUAUGACGAUUCGCGUACACAGCAUACACACGUUGUCGACCAAGAUACUGACAUACACUACAGAAAGCCUGUUAAACUAUCAUUGACAGCAAGCCAAUCGGUACAGGACGAUUUACGUACACCACAAACACGUGUUAUCGACCAAGAUACCGAAAGACACUGCAGAAAGAACGUUGAACAUUCAUUGGCAGCAAGCCAAUCCGUGUAUCACGAUUCACCUACACCAAAUACAAACGUUGUCGACCAAUAUACCGAGAGACACCAUAGCAAGGCUGGUAAACAACUAUUGGCAGAAAUCCAAUCCGUGUCUGACAAAUCACCUACACAUCAUUCAAACGUUGUCGACCAAGAUACCGACAGAAACUACAGACAGGCUGUUAAACCAUCAAUGACAGAAAUCCUGUCAGUGUAUGACAAAUUACCUACACAACAUACACACGGGGUCGACCAAGAUACCGACAGACAUAACAGAAGUGCAGUUAAAAUCUCCUCAGCAGCAAGUCAUUGUGUAAAGGGCAAAACACUACUCAUGAGUACAAGGGAUGACGAAAGACAUAACAGCAAGGCUGUUAAACAAUCCUCAGCAGCAAGCCGUGCCUUAUAUGACGAUUCAUCUAUACGACAUACACGCGUUGUCGACAAAGAUACCGACAGAUAUAGCAACAAGGCUGUUAAUCAGUCCUCGGCAACAAUCCGUUCCUUACAUGACGAUUCAUCUACACGACAUACACGCGUUGUCGACAAAGAUACCGACAGAUAUAGCAACGAGGCUGUUAAUCAGUCCUCGGCAACAAUCCGUUCCUUACAUGACGAUUCAUCUACACGACAUACACGCGUUGUCGACAAAGAUACCGACAGAUAUAGCAACAAGACUGUUAAUCAGUCCUCGGCAACAAUCCGUUCCUUAUAUGACGAUUCAUUUACACGACAUACACGCGUUGUCGACAAAGAAACCAACAAACAUAGCAACAAGGCUGUUGAACAAUAUUCGACAACAAGCCGUUCCUUACAUGACGAUUCAUCUACACCACAUACACGCGUUGUCGACAAAGAUACCGACAGAUAUAGCAACAAGGCUGUUAAUCAGUCCUCGGCAACAAUCCGUUCCUUAUAUGACGAUUCAUCUACACGACAUACACGCGUUGUCGAAAAAGAAACCAACAAACAUAGCAACAAGGCUGUUGAACAAUAUUCGACAACAAGCCGUUCCUUACAUGACGAUUCAUCUACACCACAUACACGCGUUGUCGACCACGAUACCGACAGACAUAGCAACAAGGCUAUUGAACAAACCUCGACAACAAGCCUUUCCUUAUAUGACGAUUCAUCUACACCACAUACACGCGUUGUCGACCAAGAUAUCGACAGGCAUAACAGCAAGGCAGUUAAACAAACCUCGACAACAAUCCUUUCCUUAUAUGACGAUUCAUCUACACGACAUACACGCAUUGUCGACCUAGAUACCGACAUUCAUAAAAGCAAGCCUGUUAAACAAUCCUUGAUGUCAAGCCUUUCCUUAUAUGACGAUUCAUCUACACCACAUACACGCGUUGUCGACCAAGAUAUCGACAGGCAUAACAGCAAGGCAGUUAAACAAACCUCGACAACAAGCCUUUCCUUAUAUGACGAUUCAUCUAUACGACAUACACGCAUUGUCGACCUAGAUACCGACAUACAUAAAAGCAAGCCUGUUAAACAAUCCUUGACGUCAAGCCGUUCCUUAUAUGGCGAUUCAUCUACACCACAUACACGCGUUGUCGACCUAGAUACCGACAGGCAAAGCCACAAGGCUGUUGAACAAUCCUUGGCAACAAGCCGUUCCUUACAUGACGAUUCAUCUACACGACAUGCACGCGUUGUCGACCACGAUACCGACAGACAUAACAGCAAGGCUGUUAAACAAUCCUUGGCAACAAGCCGUUCCUUAUAUGACGAUUCAUCUACACGACAUACACGCGUUGUCGACCACGAUACCGACAGACAUAACAGCAAGGCUGUUAAACAAUCCUUGGCAACAAGCCGUUCCUUACAUGACGAUUCAUCUACACGACAUACACGCGUUGUCGACCACGAUACCGACAGACAUAACAGCAAGGCUGUUAAACAAUCCUUGGCAACAAGCCGUUCCUUAUAUGACGAUUCAUCUACACGACAUACACGCGUUGUCGAUCACGAUACCGACAGGCAAAGCCACAAGGUUGAUGAACAAUCCUUGGCAACAAGCCGUUCCUUACAUGACGAUUCAUCUACACGACAUGCACGCGUUGUCGAACACGAUACCGACAGACAUAACAGCAAGGCUGUUAAACAAUCCUCGGCAACAUGCCGUUCCUUAUAUGACGAUUCAUCUACACCACAUACAUGCGUUGUCGACCAAGAUACCGACAGACAUUACAGCAAGACUGUUAAACAAUCCGCGGCAAUAUACCGUUAUGCGUAA